This is a messenger RNA of Sphaeroforma arctica JP610, 294 nucleotides long. RefSeq lists its product as hypothetical. The record is from RefSeq and is a predicted model, not a curated record. NCBI's taxonomy places the organism in Eukaryota, Ichthyosporea, Ichthyophonida. The annotation marks the transcript as partial. The transcript is spliced from 2 exons.
AUGUCACGAGUAGGGGUGACUGCGGUCGACGAAGUGAGCCUGAGGCAUCAGUAUGUGGACGGGGCGCGGUCGGGGACGAAAGAACGACUCGGACAGGGGUUUUGGUGCAAGUGUCGGGGCCACAAAGGACAAGCUGCACACUCACGUUCACGACCGCCACACAUUGCUAUAUCGAGUGUAUUGUCUAUUCUCGGAUUCCGGAGCAAACUGAGUCGACAGUAUUCGGCCAGAUAUACGAUUGAUACAGACUUCCACGACACCAAGCUUGCACAAGUUGAUCGCUAUCAGAAGACG